GCAAGGUGUAAUAUGUUUUCUGAAGUACUAAGAAAGGAUGCUUUUCAACUAACAGUCUACCAAACUCAUCUAUUGAAGCGGAAAAUGAAGAAAAUCAAAACCAUUCGAGAAAUAAGUUUGCUAUUAAUCAAUUUUUGUAUUAUGGGAGCUGAAAGUAGAGGAAAUCUAAUGCGUGAUAACGGAAACAAGUAUGCCUAUAUCAACUUUGUCAAACAUGAGAAUAGUUCACUGAAUGUAACACCAGCAUUGAGUGGUUAUGUACGACGGCCAGGAGAGUGUGCGUUCAUUUGUGCCAACUUGUCCAAUGGUUUCUCAUUCAAUUAUGCUGACAACGCUGAUGAACAUGGACGACAUGCUUGUGAUAUUCUGUCUACUGACAAAUACAACGACUCAGCGAAGUUCGUAACGAACAAAAAAGGAUUUACACACUAUAGUAUCAAGAGUCCAUGCGAAUCCCAGCCGUGUUUCAACGGAGCAACUUGUAAAGGACUGUAUGAAGUAGACGACUAUCAAUGCUUAUGUCCUAUAGGAUUUGGAGGAAGUCAUUGUGAAUCAGAGAUUAACGAAUGUGACAGCAAUCCAUGUGCCAAUAUGGGAAUCUGUACAGACUUAUUUGGUGCUUAUAAAUGUACUUGCCAUCCUGGAUUCUCCGGUGACCAAUGCCAAAUAGUUGCUCCAGGAGCUUUGUUAAUAAAUGGUCUUCACGUCUGUACCUACACAGAAAGUUACGUACUAGCCUACCUCCAGUCAUACAGUGUAACUUACAGUCAAUCAUAUACCUAUGGUUGUGGAUGGUUUGGAUGGUGGAGAUGCACUGGACAUAGAACACUGUACACCAAAAAGUAUCGCACCGCAUAUAGAAACAGCUACAGGAUUGGUCGCAGAUGCUGCGGUGGCUGGAAAAAUCCACAGGACUCUGRUGAAUGCACGAUAAAUAUCGAUGAAUGCGCAAGCAGUCCUUGCAAAAAUCAAGCUAAGUGCGUGGAUAUGGUCAAUGGCUAUGUCUGUAACUGUACGCUUGGAUUCGAGGGGACCCAUUGUGAGACAAACAUCAACGAGUGCGCAAGUAGUCCAUGUAAAAACGGAGGAACAUGUAGUGAUAAAGUAAAUGGAUACGAUUGUCACUGUGUCGCAGGUUAUGGAGGAAAUGAAUGCCAGACAGAUAUUGAUGAUUGUGCGAAUAGAGAAUGCCAAAAUGGAGGAACGUGUAACGAUCAAGUCAAUGGMUACAGCUGCACAUGUGUCUCAGGUUUCUCAGGAGUAAACUGUGAGACAAAUCUCAACUUCUGCGCAGGAGACCCAUGUUUAAAUGGCGGAACAUGCGUAAAUGAACCAACGAAAUACAAAUGUGACUGUGUUCAGCCAUAUCAUGGCAAAAAAUGUGAGCUGGAACCAAAACGUUGAAAACGAAGUUAGUGCAGUAUUAUYAAUACUUUUUGAGUCUUCUGUGCAAAAUUGAUUUAUUUUAACCGAGCUUUCGGCUUAAGCAGCCAUUUUCAAGGUUGUAGUACACGUGAUKAUCUAAUCUACGCAGCUAA
This is a messenger RNA of Exaiptasia diaphana, 1538 nucleotides long. RefSeq names its product fibropellin-1. The record is from RefSeq and is a predicted model, not a curated record. Gene Ontology annotation, biological process: establishment or maintenance of epithelial cell apical/basal polarity; heterophilic cell-cell adhesion. The transcript has 11 exons. Gene Ontology annotation, molecular function: protein binding; calcium ion binding. Gene Ontology annotation, cellular component: protein-containing complex; plasma membrane. Bases 13 to 1404 code for a protein of 463 amino acids. NCBI's taxonomy places the organism in Eukaryota, Metazoa, Cnidaria, Anthozoa, Actiniaria, Aiptasiidae.